GCGGUUCGCGGGCUUAUCCACCGAUCGCAGAAGGGAGGGAAGCGCCAGCGGUCAUGGCGUCGACGCUACUCUCAAUUCCCUCCGCGAACCGAAUUUCGGCUGUUCCUUCUUCUUCUUCCUGUGUCCGCGGAUGCCGCCGACAAUGCCUACCUGAUCGCGUCUACCUCCGGUUCCCGUGCGUUUCUUCUCGAGCCCCUUCCUCCAACGCUGUUGCAGACAUGCAGGUUUCUUCAUCAAUACCUACAAGUUCAUUGUUUCUUCAUGUUACAAAGCAGCUGCAGAAAGCUGUUUCUGUGGCUGCUAUUGUUGUACAAAUUUUAUCUCCAUUGCCCUUGGGUAGCUCAGGAGCAUCGCUCAUACCUAAUGCAGACGCAGUAUUAUAUUCACCUGACACCAAAGUACCGAGGACUGCAGAACUGGCCCUGAGGAAGGCCAUUCCAGCAAAUUCAGCUAUGAAAUCCAUUCAGGAACCACUGGAGAAUAUCUCAUACCUGUUAAGGAUCCCACAAAGAAAACCUUAUGGUACAAUGGAAGGAGAUGUGAAAAAGGCUUUGAAGGCCGCGUCUAAUGAGAAGGAAUCUAUCUUAAACAGCUUGCCAGCAGAUCAGAAAGAAAGAGGAUUAGCUGUGUAUGCUUCAUUGAUGGAUGGGAAGGGUGGACUACAAGACCUAAUUCAAUCUAUUAAAGAGAAUGAUCCAGAUAAAAUAUCUGUAAACCUGUCAUCAUCUCUGGAUAUGGUUGCGGAACUGGAGUUGCUUCAAGCUCCAGGAUUAUCAUUUUUAUUACCUGACCAGUAUCUAAAUUAUCCAAGGCUUACAGGAAGAGGGAUGGUUGAAUUCAUUCUUGAGAAAGGUGAUGAUUCAAAAUUUUCUACUGCUGCCGGUGGGGAACAAAAAGGUGUUGCAACCAUUCAGGUUGCUCUUGAUGGAUAUUCAGCUCCUUUGACUGCUGGAAAUUUUGCAAAAUUGGUCUUAGAUGGAGCAUAUGAUGGGAUCAAGUUGAAAUCUGUCAACCAAGCUGUCAUAUCCGACAAUGAGCGUGCUAAUUAUGGUUUUAGUGCUCCCUUGGAAAUAAUGCCAUCUGGUCAGUUUGAACCACUGUACAGGACAAUGCUGGAUGUCCAGGAUGGAGAAUUGCCAAUUCUACCAUUAUCUGUUUAUGGGGCAAUUGCAAUGGCACAUAGUCCAGAUUCUGAUGAGUACUCAUCAGCAUCCCAAUUCUUUAUUUAUCUCUAUGACAGGAGAAGUGCUGGCCUUGGUGGUUUGUCCUUUGAUGAAGGGCAAUUUUCUGUAUUUGGGUACGUAACUGCAGGCAGAGAAAUACUUUCACAACUUAAAACAGGGGAUAUGAUUCGAUCUGCAAAGCUACUUCAGGGUCAAGACCGCCUUAUUUUGCCAGUCUCUAGUAACUGAUACACUGCCGGGCUUCAAUUGUUCAAAAUGUGCCCUUAGUGUUUCAGGCUUCUGCUUUAGAACUUAGAAGUAUUUCAUGUAAAUGAAAUUUGUCCAUAAUGAAUUCACAAGAACAAAGAUAAAUGAGAAGCAAUUGUUGCCAUUUCUCCUGGAGCAAUUGGAUCAGUCAAUCCCAAGGAUUAAAUGGGGAAGGAGGUGAAUGGCCGGGGUCAGUGAGAUGAAGCUUGUGUGCAUAUCUUUGUCUUCUUCUCUGUAUUUACAGCAUCGGCCAACUGAACAAUCUUGAGGCAAAAACUUGCAGUUCUGAUAAUUCUUUUCUUGGAAAUUCCAUUUGGUUGGGGAUGGUUUAUUUGAGAGUCAAUGUAUUUCACAUAUUUCUUUUAUUGACGAUAACUUUAGGGACUUUGUCUCUUUGUUUCGGAUAUCUUGGUUAGACCUUUUACGUCUGUUCUAAGGUGUGAAGAAACCCUCGUGUGUGUGUGGGUGUGUAUGUGUAUGUUUCUGGUUAUUCCUAAACAUCAAACAAAUGAGGCCUUUGAGACUGAGUGAAGAACUAAAUGCUUGAUACUGGA
Molecule: messenger RNA, 1984 nt
Organism: Nymphaea colorata (pocket water lily)
Lineage: Eukaryota; Viridiplantae; Streptophyta; Magnoliopsida; Nymphaeales; Nymphaeaceae
Product: peptidyl-prolyl cis-trans isomerase CYP37, chloroplastic
Exons: 13
Coding region: 54-1412 (452 amino acids)
Biological process (GO): protein peptidyl-prolyl isomerization
Molecular function (GO): peptidyl-prolyl cis-trans isomerase activity
Source: RefSeq, a predicted model, not a curated record